AUAUAAAUAUAUACUACGACCAUGUGGGGCCCCGGUACACGUAGAUCUGUAGUCAGAUGUUUGUGGAUAUUUUCAGUGUUUACAGCCACUACUAUACGAUGUGGGCGUGUGGAGGACAGUGUUACAGCGGGAAGAGAAGGAGAGAACUGGCCAUGCGGUUACAGCAACAGAACUUGCACAGAAUUCGGAGAGUGGGCGAAAGGACCGUGCGAUAGCGUCUACUUUGUGUGCCAGAGAGUACGCAACAGGAGAGAAUGGACGUUAAAAUGGUGUCUAGCACCAGGGUCCUCGUGUAUCGAUUUGCAACUGAAUGUAAGCACUAUUAUUGUAUUGAACUGUACAAUACAAUGCCCCGCCACAAGCACCGCAAUGGUCUCAACUAUCGCAAUCGGCACAACCGCUGAACUGUCGAGUAGCGCUGCCACAACGCCAACGACGCCAGUGACAACAUCAACAACUGGAGACACGCCUAUUAGACCAUCGAUUGGACCGCCUCCUAGUUCAACGCCUACACGCGAAACAACCAACGUGGCAGAAUCUGAAGACGAAAACGGUUAUAGUGGUGACGAUGAUAAUGAUGAUGAUGACCGAAGUGGGAAUCACGUGACAGAAAAGAGAUGGUCACAUGACAGUAGGCGUCUUGGCGCCAUUAUUGGCGGUGUAUUGGGAUGUAUGUGCCUGUUGGUGUCUGUAAUCAUCAUCUGUCUUUUCGUCUCAAGGAAAGGACUGUGUAAAAAGUCAGAGGACGAGGAAGUGAAACCGCAUGAAAACGAAAUGUAUACAUAUUCGGACCCCGCCAUGAAUGAUCCCAUUUAUAACGACGGCACAAACACCAGUCAUCCGGCUGCUGUCCCCUCCACCGCGGGGCAAGUGAAGGGCGGUGCUUACGAGGUUCCCACCCGCGCGUCUGUGAGCAGCGCAAACAGUUACCAAUUUUUACUCAGAGAAAACUCCCUCUACAAACCAACACAAAACACCGACGAAAACCCUUACUAUUCCACGGCCGAGGAAAAUCAACUCCCUACGGCGCCCAGAAGGGCAUCGAACUCAGAGGCUGGCGACUAUUCUGACAGAACACCCGUGGAAGGGACGUACUAUACAACGACAGAUGGCUCCUUACACCAUUACACAGAAAUUCCAAAUGACGUCCACCCAAGUGCAUACGAGAUUCAGCUCCCGAGCGAGCCUGCGCCCGCGUCACCCCUAUCGCCUUCCCAACCAGAAUACCUUAACUUGAUUGACUAUACGGGGAACACGCCCAGGUCUCGCCCUGUGUCUCGGGCUGAUCUUGAAGACAGUGGGUAUAGUUUGGCCCGCGAGCCUGUUCAUGACUAUUUUGUGCUCGAGGACCCCAGUGAAACUCAGGGUGCUCAGGGGUCUGGCAGCCAGGUAAAUCAUGAUUACUUUGUGCUGGAGGUGCCCUCACAAAACCAACGACACGUUUUAUGAUGGAAUAUUAAUGGAGAAGGGAUUAAGUUGUACUUACGAUUUUUUAUUUCACACGGGCGAUUACUUAGUGCUGAAUCAGGAAUUUCACUGUUUCCAAUCGCCCUGAUUACUUAAAUGCCGACGUCCAGCGCUUUCCUAAACGGCAAUAAUUUUGUGUUAAGUAACAUGAACAAGUUGCAGGGGAUUUGAAUUGAAGCCCCUUCUGAAAUGUUCAUCAAUUUUCAACAAUUGUGUACCUUCUGUUACACUGGAAAGCACAAUAAUUUUAUUCUAGACAAAGUCGCCGAUACUGGAUAUUAUUCACGUGGUAAAUUUGAUGGGACAUUUUCGAGAAGACUAGUGCGUCUAUUUGUCCUUGGUUCUCAGUUAUGUCUGCACUACCCGCAGCGUCGGUAAACUACAAACCCUGUAGCGUCAGCGUAACAUGGAAGAUUUCCCAAAUAGGUCCUAUAUCUACCCUCUAUAGCAAAAAUUACAAAAUUAUGUAACAGACUUCUAGUAGACCGUGUGGUCAGAGAGAGAGAGGCGUAUCACCCGGACACCCAGCAGGAGGCGUUAUAUAAAUGUCUGGGUACGAAAAUUUGAAUGUGAUUUUUUUUAAACCUCCAGUUUCCAGAGCGCUCCAGUAGUGAAUUAGUUCGACGAACUCAUAGCAAACAAACAGUUAAUCCUUUCAGCGACCAUUUUGACGGGUUUGGGGCAUGCCUCUUUACAAUGCUUUAUAUUAUAAUAAGUACAUUCAGAGUGAUUUUAUUUCAAUCAUAUGACUGUGAUUUUAGUGACAGUAUAACUUACAUGACAAAUAACCAUAUUCAAUCUCAUUGUUUUGUGAAGCACGAUUUAAUUAGAUAAUCAAUCAAAUAAAUGUUUUGUUUACUUUGAAAAUAAAUGUUA
Messenger RNA from Lingula anatina, 2343 nucleotides. RefSeq lists its product as uncharacterized. NCBI's taxonomy places the organism in Eukaryota, Metazoa, Brachiopoda, Lingulata, Lingulida, Lingulidae. The record is from RefSeq and is a predicted model, not a curated record.